UACAAAAUAUCUUUUUUUAUAUAACAUCUUUAGUUGAAUUUGAAGGUGCAACAUGACUUCUUUCAAGAAUUUCCUCUUUGUUUUCUUUAUUGCUUUUGCAUUUUCAGGCAUAGACGUUGGACUAGCUGCUCGAAAUCUUCUGCAAAUGCCACCAUUACCCUCCGUGCCAAGUUUGCCAAAGCCUACAUUGCCACCACUGCCAAGUAUUCCAUCUCUUCCACAGCCUACAUUGCCAACAACCCAACCUUCUCUGCCUAAACAAACACUCCCUUCACUUCCUAGUUUGCCCACCAUGCCUACUCUUCCAAAGGUUACUUUGCCUCCAUUGCCAAGCAUGCCUUCAAUCCCCACUAUUCCAACUACAAUUCCCUCUAUUCCUUUCCUCUCCCCACCACCAGCUGGGAACUAAAUAUCCUUCAUGUUGUUAUCUUCUUUACUUUAUGGUCGGUUUGCAGAGUACUAGAUAUUGAGCUAUAUACAUCUAUGUACUAGUGUAUUAUAGUGUGUUUUUAUUUUAUUUUAUUUGUAGUCACUUCGGCAGAGUUAUUUGUGACACAUAAUAGCUUGUUAUUCAUUUAUUUCUUUUAAUAUAUUUUUUUGUGUUUGUAUUGUUCUUAUGAUUAUUACAUUUAUUUCUUUUGCUCCAAUUGUGGUUUUCUUUUUCCAUUUAAACAUCAUAUCAAAACCAUAAAUAUUUUACAAUAAUAAUGAACCUUAGCUGGGUAAAUUGUAAAUUGGGAGUUCUAGUUUAAGUCGCAUCUCGAUUACUAAAGAAAAAUUGAAACAACAUCUCAACAAUCUAAUAUGUGUUUUCCUUGGAUUGAAAGAAGUGCACAUAUAGUUGGACAUAGUGAAAGGUUUUAUGCAAUCUUAUGCACUGAAAGCAUAUCUCUGAUAUGUAAAAUAAGAUCAAAACCCAAUUCAUUUAUAUGAUUUAUUUUCAGGUUAUUAAUUCAUCAAAGUAUUUGCUCGUAUAUUAGCCAC
Ricinus communis (castor bean) is the source of this 984-nucleotide messenger RNA. Its product is annotated as protein PELPK1-like. The record is from RefSeq and is a predicted model, not a curated record. NCBI's taxonomy places the organism in Eukaryota, Viridiplantae, Streptophyta, Magnoliopsida, Malpighiales, Euphorbiaceae. Bases 53 to 409 code for a protein of 118 amino acids. The transcript has a single exon.